UGUACGUGUAGUGGUGCGCCCGUUGCUGCGGAUUUGUGUUUGAGUACGGAUAAUGACUACAUUUUUUUUUCUGUUCGUGUUCAUGGUGUUUGAAGUUAAUUUCGGAAAACAUCAAGUUUCAAGGUAUGAAGAGUGUAGAUGUCGUAUUACAAUGCCUACUAUCAUAUAGCAACAACUAAUCAAGACUGCAGCUUGAAAAACAGCCUCAACCAGGAGUUGAAGGUCAUCUUCAUUAUGAAGAAACUCUGGAGAAACUGUGGAAGUCACCCCUGGUGGUGUUUCUGGAUUGCAAUCUUGUCAUUCUGUAUUAGUGGAGUCCUGACGUCUAAGCUUGACAAUGGUUACAAAGUGUUUGAAGACGUCCAUUCUGAGCAAUUCAGUCAUAUGGCAGUGUAUUCCAUUACUGGUAAAGUGUAUGUUGGUGGUGUAAACAAAAUUUACCAGCUGACACCCAUGUUGACAUUAGAGGCAACAGUUGUAAUGGGUCCACAAGAGGACAGUGAUGAGUGUCCUGUUACUCGCAUUUGUCCUCAGGUGCCUAAGAAGCUGAUGAACUAUUAUAACAAAGCUUUGCUGAUUGAUUAUGCUCAGAGUAGAUUGAUAGCUUGUGGUAGUUUGUUUCAAGGAGUCUGCACUGUGCAUAAAUUGACCAAUGUGUCUGACUAUAAGACUCCAGCCAAUGAAUCUGUGGUGGCUAACAAUGCCACAGCAUCAACAGUAGCAUUUAUAGGAAAAUUCAAACGUCCUGAGGAUGCUUCUUGGCGCCAAGUACUAUAUGUUGGAGUGACCUACACAGGGAAUGGACCCUAUCGUUCUGAUGUGCCUGCUGUGAGUAGUCGUAGUUUGAACCGUAACACAAUGUUCAGCAUAGCAGAAUCACAGGUAACCACAGGCACUAAGGUCAAUGUAAACAGCUUAGCUCGAUCCAUCUAUCCCAUUACUUAUGUUUAUGGUUUUGCCAACAAGGGUUUCUCAUAUUUUGUCACAGUGCAGAAAGAGAGUACUGACCGUCCCGAACCCUAUAUCUCCAAACUCGUCCGUAUUUGCCAGGGUGAUCCUGACUACUAUUCCUACACUGAAGUCCCUUUAAAGUGUCGGUCUCAUGAUGGCACUGACUACAACCUAGCUCAGGCAGCUUUUGUGGGUAGACCUGGAUCUGAUUUGGCAGUGUCCCUUGGCAUCACAGCCCAGGACAAAGUGUUGUUCGUUGUGUUUGCUAGAUCCAAUGAUGAAGCUGAUGUUUAUGAUAAACCUUCACAGAACUCCGCCCUAUGUGUAUAUGCUCUCUCUGCUGUCCAUCGAAAAUUCAUCCAAAAUAUCCAGCAUUGUUUCAAUGGUAAUGGAGAUAGAGGAUUGGAUUUCAUCAACCCUAGCCAACGUUGUAUACCAACACAAGUUCAAAUCAAUGAUGACUUUUGUGGAACAAAUGUUAACACGCCACUUGGAGGUACUAUGCCAGUUGAAUCUGCUCCGGUUUUGACUUAUUCUGGGACAUUAUUGACAUCUGUAGCAGCUACUUCCACACAUGACUAUACCGUGGCAUUUCUAGGGACAUCUUCUGGUCACUUGAAAAAGGCUACUGUGGAUUCUGUAGUACGUGCUUUUGAAUACAGUGACAUGCCUAUUGAUGAAGGCUCCCCAGUCAAUCCAGAUAUGCUAUUUGAUCCAAGCAGAAAUCAUAUAUACAUCAUGACAGAGAAACGGGUUACCAUGGUUACUGUUCAGGAGUGUCGUUUAUACAAAACUUGUGAUGAGUGUCUUGGAGCUCAAGAUCCAUAUUGUGGUUGGUGUUCUCUAGAAAACAAGUGUAGUCUAAGAGGUGAAUGUGCUCAAGCAGCUGAGGAUCCACUUUACUGGUUGUCUUAUAAGAGUGGCAAGUGUACCACCAUCACUAGGGUAGAACCACCCCAAAUACAGAAAACAACAGCUCGUAUUCUGACUUUGGAAAUUGAUAAUCUGCCUGUCUUGGAAGGUCAGUUUCUUUGUGCCUUCACAGCAGACAGAAAGACCUUAGUCACCAAUGCUACUCGGACUACAAAAGGAGUAAAUUGCCCUACACCUCACACAGACUCUCUUUUAGCCAUUCCUCCAGGCAAACAUCAUUUUACUGCUAAGCUGUCUGUAAGAAUGAAAGGUGGCCCUGACUUUGUAGCUACAAACUUUACUUUUUAUGACUGCAGUACCUACACCUCGUGCACUCAGUGUGUUUCCAGUCGCUUUCCUUGUGAUUGGUGUGUUGAUGGUCACAGGUGUACCCACGAUACUGGUGAAAAUUGCCGUAAUGACAUACUUGUGACUGGAUUGGCAAGUAUUGGACCAAGCAUCCGCUCUGGUCCAGGUUUCUGUCCACGGAUCAACACUACAUCUGGAGGAUCCACAGAGAUACUUGUGCCCAUGGGAAUCAGCAAGAAAAUUCAUGCUAGAGUAGAAAAUAUUCAGCAAUUCACCCCGUCUACAAGGUUUGUCUGCCAGUUUAACAUUGAAGGAAGAGUGAGGCAAGUAAAGGCCCAGCUAUUAGGAGAUAUAAUUUAUUGUCAGUAUAUGAAUUUCACGUAUGGAACUCCUGCUCCAAACAUCACAGCCACAUUUGCUGUAAUCUGGGAGGGAACCAAACCUUUAGAUAAUCCUGAAAAUAUUCAUGUAUUAGUGUAUCGGUGUGAAGGUAUGGCAGACAAUUGUGGGAUGUGUCUUGAGCUACUUGAAAAGUACAGUUGUGGCUGGUGUCAGGCUUCUAAAUCCUGUCAAGUUUACGAUCGAUGUCAGCAGAAUGCCACUAUGUGGUUAGAAAGAAAACAGACUUGUCCCAAUCCUAAAAUCAAGAGGUUCUCCCCUACAUCUGGCCCCCUGGAAGGAGGAACAGAGAUCACUGUUCAUGGCAUCAAUCUAGGGAGGAUCUUUGGAGAUAUUGAUGGUGGUGUAACAAUAAAAGUAACUGAUCAAAAGUAUGGUCGUAUUGAUAUCCCUUGCAAGCCUAUUAAGGAGAAAUACAUCAAAACAAGAGAAUUAGUUUGUGAAGUAGAGAGUCCAGUAAAUUUAACAUCAUCGCAUGGGUCUCAGCUAUCAGGUCCAAUUGUUGUGAAAAUUCAGCAUGAAUUUACAGCAACAUCUCUUGGGAGAUAUUCGUUUGUUAAUCCAGCAAUUGCUUCCAUCUCGCCUAGUAAGGGUCCACAGUCUGGUGGUACUCUUCUCAAAAUAUGGGGACUUCAUAUGGAUGCUGGCAGUCAUGCAGAAGUGUGGAUAGGAGGGUUGAAAUGCCCGGUGUUAAGGGUGAAUGUGGCUUCCCUCAUUAUGGUAACCCUCCAGGGAAAGAUGGAGUACUGCUCAGACAUAUUAAAGACAUUGUUGGCUGAAUUGAUAGAAAAGUGUAUUGAAGGAAGAGGUCAUCCAAAGCUAUUGUUCAGAAGAGCGGAGUCAGUGGCAGAGAAGAUGUUGGCCUCAUGGUUUACAUUUCUUUUGUAUAAAUUUCUAAGAGAGUGUGCAGGAGAGUCCUUAUUUCUCCUUUAUCGAGCCAUUAAACAGCAGGUGGACAAAGGUCCUGUUGAUGCCAUCACCAGUGAAGCUCGAUAUUCUCUUUCUGAAGAAAAGUUGAUACGUCAGUCCAUAGAAUAUAAAUGUCUGACUGUGUUUGUGUCCCUCUCACCUCAGACGGUAUAUGUGGCUGGAUUGGAGCCUCCAGGUGAGAAUAUUGAAACUCCAGUGAAGGUCUUAGACUGUGAUACAAUUUCACAAGUUAAAGAAAAAGCCUUGGAUGCAAUUUACAAAAGCACUCCCUACUCUCAGAGGCCAAGUAAAGAUGAUCUGGAUCUAGAAUGGAGAACUGGCACGCGUGGAAGACUCACUCUGUCUGAUGAGGAUUCAACAUCGAGGCUGGAAAAUGAAUGGAAACGAUUAAACACACUCAGCCACUACAAGGUGCCAGAUGGAGCUGUUCUCACGCUUAUUCCAAAACAAGCUUCCUUGUACAAUCUUUCUAUCAUGACUGACAGAAAUGAUAGAUCUCAUAAAUAUGAAACGUUAAACUUUCCUCUACGAACUAGUCCUCCUCACAGUCGUGCAACAUCCCCUCUUGAUCACGAUCCAGAAACAGGAUACAAACUCUGGCACUUAGUUAAACAUCAUAGUACAGAACCUAAGGAAGGGGACAGGGGGCACAAAAUGGUGUCUGAGAUUUACCUUACUCGUCUCCUGGCUACUAAGGGCACAUUGCAAAAAUUUGUUGAUGAUCUGUUUGAGACCAUCUUCAGCACAGCUCACAGAGGAAGCACACUGCCAAUUGCCAUAAAGUACAUGUUUGACUUCUUGGAUGAUCAAGCACUAGACCAUGGGAUAUCUGAUGAUGAAGUUGUACACACGUGGAAGUCCAACAGUCUUCCACUGAGAUUUUGGGUAAAUCUGCUGAAGAAUCCAAACUUUGUUUUUGACAUUCCUCGUUCAAACAUAGUUGACUCUUGCCUGUCUGUAGUGGCUCAAACUUUUAUGGAUGCAUGCUCGACUUCUGACCACCGGCUAGGCAAGGAUUCCCCCAGCAGCAAGCUUCUUUAUGCCAAAGACAUUCCUAUGUACAAAGAUUGGGUGGAAAGAUAUUACAAAGAUAUAAAAAAGAUGUCUGCAAUUAGUGAUCAGGAUAUGAAUGCCAUGUUAGCAGAAGAGUCAAGGCAACAUGCCCACGAGUUCAACACUAACGUGGCUCUUUAUGAACUUUAUACAUAUGCCAUCAAGUACAAUGAGCAGCUUAUGAUAACAUUAGAAGAAGAUGAGUUUUCCAAGAAGAAUCGUUUGGCGUGGAAAUUGGAACAAGUGCACAUAAUCAUGAAUGGUGAGGCUGAUGCCUGACUGGUAUGUUGGCAAACUGUUGAUGCAUGACAGCUUGUCAUCUCAGGUUUCUAGGUUAUAAGAUGGAGAUGCAAACAGUGGUUUUGUGUUCAAUGUUUGUACCAAGGCUCAGAGCUGCUCACAGUGGCUGGACCUAUGCAAUGAACCACAGUGUGGUACACAUUUUAGCAAUAGUGAACUUUGGUGUGUGUCUACUUUACAGGAGCCAGUGUUACAGUAUGAAGAAUAAUAUCUAUAACAAAUCUCUUGUAAAUUGUUCCAGUAUGAAUAUUAUUAAUUAGUCUGUGCGGGAUCCCACUUGUUAAAAUGAUAAGCAUCAUUUCUAGAAGGCAUGUCUACGCAGUGAUCGAUGUGCAGGAGCAAUUUGCAAAUUUGAUAAUACAUUGGUUUAUAGGAACUUUGAUAAAAUAAUGUUUGUAGAAAAAAGCUGUCAUCAUAGUAUUGAAUGUAUAACAGUCUGAUUGGUGUUAGAAUUGUAAACUGUUUUUAGAAGAGUUGUCAUCCUAGUAAUGAUUACACCCACAGUUUGUAUGGAUAUCUUAAUGUUUUUGAAGUGAAAGGUGUAAUGAGAAGAUACAUGUCAUCUCAUUGACGGAUAUGAUAUAUAUAUGUGUGUGUGUGUGUGUGUGUGUGUGAGGAGCUUGGGAUUAUGCUUAUAAACAGUGUCUGUGGAAGAUGGACAUUCAGCAGUAUGAAUAGAAAGCUUGGUUCUAGAAGAACUCCAUCCUUAAUCACGGUGGUAACCGACCAACAGUGUGCUCAUCUAGAAACAAGUCAACAAACUGUUGUUCACCUUUCAGAUUUGCAAACGUUCCAUUGUCUGACUGAGAAACUGUUCAGGUUUUUUCUCUUGCUUAAUUUCGGUGGACCAUUACCUGGGUGACAACUAUCAUUUUCCUGGAUAUUUAGCGCUGGACAAAAAGCAACAACAGAGGACGAAAAUCAAGAGUGAAGAGUUAACAUUCCCUGUUCAUAACGUUUAAUAACAUGAGUAUUUAUCUGACAAUAGAAACUGGGAUUCCGUGAUAAAUGAAUCUUUUCAUCAGUGUACUGAAAGGAACUUAUUGAUAUUAAUCUUACAUUAUUGUUAUCUCUACUAUGAUUAGUUCAGGUUUUUAGAAAGCAUCAGGAAAGUGUAGAUGUUUUUUUCCACUGUUAACAGUUCUAGAAACUUGUGUACUAUUAGUACACGCUUCUAAUCUUCCAUACAGGUCCAUCAAAAACUACUAAUGGCAACUGGCUUUGUUUUUCAACCAUUGCAGAUUCCUUUGUCCUUAUCAGGUCAUCGUCGUAUCAGAAUUAACAAGAAGGAAUCCUCAAUAGCCAUGGCUGUAAUUAGAUCUCAAAUUGGUCAAGAGAUGGAACUAUAAGCUAAAAGUUUGUACUUGAAAAAUAAAGUGGAGCCAUUCUGUAAGCUGAUAUGCUGUGGAUAAAAAAAUGAUAAUCUGUUACAUGUGAACGAUUAAGAAUAUUUCAUCCCAGGCAUGGGGACAAAACUUCAUACUUUGACUAGCAUUUCAGUGGGGGUAAACUCUGGUAGCAAAACUGCUGCCAUUAACAGUCACUUUUAACAAAAGUGUAAAUAGAAUAGGCAAUUCUUUUUCUUUAUAUAAAAGGCAUCAAUAUCUGUAUUGGAUGAAAUUGGGUUUCUUACUUUCUUUACUGGUUUGUAGUAAUGGCAAAAGUUUGAAUUAUGAUUUUUUUUCUCAGUCAGUCAGCAUUGGUUCUUUUAUUAGAAUUCAAACAACCAUACUUAUGAGCUACUAUGGCUUGUUGUGAAAAACUCAUUGAAUGCUGGAUGUUAUACUUUAUGGAAUUUGUUGGUGAAUUCAGUAAUCAUACUUAAAUUCUUUUGCAAUUUAAAUGUUGAGAAUGGAUUUGAGGUUAUGGUGCAUAACUGAAUGUAAAGAAUGGGGCAGUAACUAUCUAUUGUAGAUUGUUGUGCAGCUGAAUGUAUAUUGUUUCUGUAGCAGUCCACAUUGGAUUUCUAUUGCAUUUUGAUUUAUAAAAAUAGAGAUAUCUAUAGUAGCUCAUCCUGGAUUGCUAUGGCAGCUGGAUGCAAGAAAACAAUCAUUUUUAGCAGUUCAUGAUAGCCUGGCAUCUGGAUGUAUUAAAUAUAUGCAGUUGCAGAAAAUGAAUGUGAAAAAUAAUUUUUGGCAGUCUAUUAUGAAGUACUGUAGGAUCUCAGUCUCAAAAUAUUUUAUAGCAGUUUUUGAUAGCCUGGUAGCAGAUGAAUGUAAAAUUUCAUUCUUUAGCAGUCCACCAUGAAUUGUUGGGUGUAAAGAAAUUAUAGCAGCCCAUCAUUGUCUGAUUCUGUAGCUAUCCACUGUACUGUUGUGGCACUUUGAUGUGAAGAUGGUGUCUGUAACUGUUCACCAUAGGCUGUUGUUGAAGCUGGGUUUAAAGAAUUUGAUUAUAUGUAUCCAUCGUGAACUGCUUCGGUAUGAACUGUUAUGGCAACUUGAUUAAAAGCUUAUUUUUAUAGUAGUCCAUCAUGGCCUGUUACAGCAGCUGGGUGAGAAAGAUUAUAGUUCAAUAUCAUGGUUGAUUUGUAGCAGCUGAACAUAAGUAAUUAUAACUAUAACAUGGGCUGUUACAGCAGCUGGGUGAGAAAGAUUAUAGUCCUAUGUCAUCACUGAUUGUAGCAGCUGAACAUAAGUAAUUAUAACUAUAACAUGGGCUGUUACAGCAGCUGGGUGAGAAAGAUUAUAGUCCUAUGUCAUCGCUGAUUGUAGCAGCUGAA
Messenger RNA from Limulus polyphemus (Atlantic horseshoe crab), 7576 nucleotides. RefSeq names its product plexin-A2-like. Gene Ontology annotation, cellular component: semaphorin receptor complex. Gene Ontology annotation, molecular function: protein binding; semaphorin receptor activity. Bases 139 to 4833 code for a protein of 1564 amino acids. The transcript is spliced from 30 exons. Lineage: Eukaryota; Metazoa; Arthropoda; Merostomata; Xiphosura; Limulidae. Gene Ontology annotation, biological process: semaphorin-plexin signaling pathway involved in axon guidance; sensory neuron axon guidance; regulation of cell shape. The record is from RefSeq and is a predicted model, not a curated record.